This is a messenger RNA of Trypanosoma rangeli, 330 nucleotides long. RefSeq lists its product as uncharacterized. NCBI's taxonomy places the organism in Eukaryota, Euglenozoa, Kinetoplastea, Trypanosomatida, Trypanosomatidae. The coding region runs from base 1 to 330 and encodes 109 amino acids. The record is from RefSeq and is a predicted model, not a curated record. The transcript has a single exon.
AUGCAGCCACCGUUCGACCAGGCGGCAUCCAUUCAGACUGUUCUUCAACGACAGCGAUGUGAGUCCCCAUUCUCCACAGCAAUUCGCUCGGGGCCGCACUCGCGUCUCUCACAACUCAGGUUCAUUCACCUGCAGGAAGCAGACAGGGUCGUUUCCGUAGAUGGUUUUUUCUCGGUUGUGUUCCCCUGCACAUUCCCAGAGUCCGAGGACGACACCCGCGGGUGGGUGGAGCGACUGCGGAAGCUGAUGCAGAAACAACGCGUCAACCCGUCACACUGUCGGUGGUGGACGACGGACGAAACGAGCACCAACAGAGGCCGUCACUUUUGA